GCCAAUCGGAUGGUGCGUCGGGCGCAGGGGCUGCUGGGAGUAAAAACGGUCCGUUGCUGGGGUGGGCUCGGCAUGAAACCGCCCGAGGAAAUAGACAAGGAGCAUCCUGGGCUAGAAAGUGGGAGAGUAACGGUGAGCCGGUGGACCAAGAAUUCACUUCUCGCACGCACUUCAGUGGCUCGCUGAUUGUGGGUGCUAUUUAAUCACUUGGGCGCGUGCGCACUAUUGUCUGGAGUACCGAGCAUAGUAAUGACUGGUAGAUAAGCUGUGCGGAGAACGUACGUUUUCCUCUUCCUCAUAGCUCGCGCAUGCCUGCGCCACCGAACAGCGACGGCUGCAGUUCCCCGAUCUGACCACGCAGUGGCAGCAGAGGCCCACGUGGGGUCCACAUAGAGACCACAUAGAACUUCUCCAAUGGGCUUGGUGCGGACCCGCGGCGCAGUCCCUGGGACCCGUUGCCUCUUUCUCUUGAGGACAGGACAGGAGGAAAAACACAGAGUUAGAAGAGGAAGGGAAACAAACAAACAACAACAAAAAAAAAGACGAAGAGAGCGAAGGAAAACUUCUCAAAAUCCAGGAAACCUGUGUUAAGUACUUACAAAUAUCUGUAAUAUGAAUGAAAACUGCAGACACAGCAAGUUAACUUCCCCGGACUUCAGGAAAGUAGAUUGUCAUGGUUUUAUGGUUUUCCGUCAGUAUUCCACAUCAUAACAUCUGGCAGUGCCCUGGAAGUUAAAAAGUUAGUGCUGCAGUUCUGUGGGUUGUCAAUACUUCCAGUCUCUUGGUCUCAGAAGAGAAGCAUGAACUACAAUUCCCAGAAGACUUCAUUUUUCUGUUUCCAUUUUCCUUUUGGAGGGAAAGACAAAGCUGACUGGGAGUCACAAGGCUACUCUCUUUGCUCCCUGUCUGCCUGCAGCGUCAGACAGCAGCAGCAGCCAGUGUGGAUCUGAACAGCUUUCUUCCGAAGCUGAGAAGUGGAUAAUCCAGAUGAUCACUGUCCCUGCCAUCUGAGAACAAGCUGAGGCAGUUUCGAGAGGAGCUUGUGGAAGAUGUCAGCACCAUGAGCUGCUGUGGGACCUUCACUGCUGCUCUGCUCUUGGAGCUGGAGAUGUCCUGGUGGGGUCUUGUUCUGCAUUGUCCUCUCUGAGCAGGACCAUUGCUCUGCCUUUGGAGAUGCUUGCUGAGCAGCUGGGAAAGCACUGAUGUUGAGGAAUGGGAGAGAUGGUGCUACUCUGAGUCUUGCUCCACUGCCUCUGGUUGGACUUGCAUAGUUGCCCCCUGCAAAUCUCAAGCAUCCUCUCACAGCUCAGAUCAACAUCCUCUGCUCACUGCAAAUCCUCCUCUGGAAAGAAGCACAAGUGACCAUUCCUUGCACCUCGAAAUUCUUGGAGGUGUACUGGUCCUGGAGCCUCUGUGCUGUGCAGAUGAAGUCACGGGUGGACACAUCGCUGGGAGCGGGGAAAGAGGUGCGGGGACGAGCCCAGGGGCGUGCAGCACGGAAACAGUGCAGGAGCAGCCGGCAGAGCCCCCACCAGAGCAGGGAGCAGCAUGCAGAGCCAGCCAGGCUCCUCACAGCUCCGGAUGAAGGGAGGAUGAGCAGUCCUCAGGAGCACCUGGACAGGGUUUUGACUGGGAGCAAAGAGAGCAUGGAGAGCGUCAGUGAGGAACCAGGCACGGAGCUGGCUUUUUGCACUGGAGACAACGAUGGGAUUGAGGAAGAUGGAGAAACCUCAGAGGAGCUGCUGCCGAGUUUCCCCAGUGAGCUCUCAGUGCUGGAGAAAUUGGGACUGCACAGCACAAAUUUGACGGAGCAGGACGUGGAGGCAGCCUUUGCCCACCUCGCCCUGGCAUUUCGCUGCGACAUGUUCACCCUGCAGCAACGAGUGCAGGUGGAGAAGCGAGCACAAGAUGCAGCAGAGGAAAACAUCCAGGAGGAGCUGGGGCAGUGCCGGACUUUCCUGGAGAGGCUGACUGCAUCCUGCAUGGAUGUGAGCUGCAAGGAGGUGCUGGAGCAGCUGCAGUGCAGCCUGGCUGUGCUGGCAGCUGCCAUCAAGCGUGCCACCAGUGCUGCAGAGAAGCUGGGAGCUGUCCACCAGGAGGCACGGAUGAGCCGAGCGGCGGAGGUGAUGGUCCAGCAUGUGGAGAACCUGAAGCGGCACCACGUGCGUGAGCACGCUGAGCUGGAGGAGAUGAAGUGCCUGAUCCAGCAGAACUCCCGCAACCGGCAGUUGGCAGAAACCCAGGAUGAUGCAGAGCAGCGACUGAGGCCUCACCCCCUGAUGCGAGGUUUCCAGCAGGCAUCUGCACGCCGCCGAGUCAGCAUCGCUGUCAUCCCAAAGCAGCUCUUGCCAGCUUCUGGCAUGGAUGGCCGAGCAACCCUAGCUGGUGGGCCUGAGGGUGCCCAACACCAGACCAGCACCCAGAGGAGCAAACUGGAGCCACCAAGCCAGGGCAACGUGGUGAGCGAGGGGCUAGUGGUGGAAGCGGUUGGCAAGGAGUUGGAAUCAAUUGCAGGGGACAAGGAGCUGGGGCAGCUCAGGAUGAUGUCCAAGGAGUCCUCUGUGGAGCUGUGGCAGCCGUGGCUCUUCAUCUCACAGCCCUACUGGGUUGUGUUCUGUCUGCUUCUCCUGAGCGUCGCCUUCCUCCUCCUUCUCCACCUUUUGGAGCUGCAGCGGCUGCAGCCUGCAGCAUCACCCAAAGCUUAGCUGCACCCACUCCCCAUCGCUGCUCCCGAUCCCCCCCAGAAACCACAGAGGCCCUAGAAUAAUAAAAUUGGAGGAAAAAAAAUGGGGAGUUUUGAUGCUGGAGCAAAGGGCGACGUUCUGUGCUUGGAGCUUGUAGGCACAAAGCUGCAGCAGCAGCUUGCAGCCCUGUGAUGAGUUUCUUGGUUCUAAUGACACAGCCACAGUGAGGGAUACAUGGAUGUCCCUUGUGUGUCCCCUUUCCCUUGGGGACAGUGCCCACGACCACCAUGGAUUUGCUUUAGGGCUGUGUCUCAGGUAUGCUCUCUUUGUCCCUGCAUUGUAGGGAAUGCCACCACCUUCCCCUGUGUCCUCAACCCCAGCAUGGGCACACAGGGAGAGGAAGGAUCUAUACCUCCAGUUCCUUUUCUGCCUUAAUUAAGAUCUAUGCUAAUUCUCUACAUCUGUCCCCCGAGGGUCAAACCUACACUUGGAAGGAGCUGAUUAGCACUUAGCUCUCUUUGUAGCAGCACGAAGUACUCACAAAGGGAGCUGUCAGAAGCAGCUCCAUGGCUGGGACCAGUCCCAGUUCUGCGCAGACACCUCGUUUCUGCAUCCACACCUCCAAAACAUGGGUGGGCUCUGGGGGUUUCGCAUGGGGUUGGGGGACUCCAGCCAGUCCAGCAAAGCUGUGGGGCCAUGGGUGAGGGUCCUGUUAUGGGACUCUUGGGAGGAUCCAUGGAGGGAUGGAGGUAUUGGGACACCUGUCUCCUCUUGUUGCACAUGACUCACGGUCCCUAUGUGCUUCCUUGCCCCAUGUCCCUGAGUCACUGCAGCCUCGUGGCAGGUUGUCACCAUGUGUCACUGCUCCACCAGCCCCAUCACUAGGGGCAUGGAGUGAGCAGGCAGCAGCACCCCAAGGAAUUCACCGCUGGGAAAUCCUAAAAUCCACCCAGCCGGGGUCAAUCUUUGGGGAGUGGGCAGCUUCAUCCCCCUGCGGACCUUCAGCUAAGGUGGAAGUGCUCUCCCAAAAUUUUCCAUGAGUGUGGCA
Molecule: messenger RNA, 3732 nt
Organism: Phasianus colchicus (ring-necked pheasant)
Lineage: Eukaryota; Metazoa; Chordata; Aves; Galliformes; Phasianidae
Cellular component (GO): endoplasmic reticulum membrane
Source: RefSeq, a predicted model, not a curated record